Molecule: messenger RNA, 6422 nt
Organism: Bombina bombina (fire-bellied toad)
Lineage: Eukaryota; Metazoa; Chordata; Amphibia; Anura; Bombinatoridae
Gene: CALCOCO1
Product: calcium binding and coiled-coil domain 1
Exons: 14
Coding region: 206-1849 (547 amino acids)
Source: RefSeq, a predicted model, not a curated record
CCGCGCACAUCUGCUGUUGUUGUGGAACAGCUGAUUUCUGGGUGCGGGGGACCCUGCAUAGGGAGAUAAGCAGAUCGCUAUAAAAAAAUUACCUGUCCAAAAUUCUUUGAAGGACCUUGCAUUACUGACAAGACUUCAUUGAUAAUCUUUGCCAGACGGAAGAGCUCUAUCAUCAGGCCCUUAAACAGGCUGUUUGAUAAGAAAAAUGGAGGAGACUUCUCUUUCUCACCCUGUGCUCGAUGUUCACUUUCUGAAUGUGGCUCGAACCUAUAUCCCAAACACAAAACUGGAGUGCCGUUAUACUCUGCCCUUUGGCAUGAAAGGUUCAACUAGUGACUGGAUUGGCAUUUUUAAAGUAGGAGCUCCCUCUGUGCGUGAUUAUGACACAUUUGUUUGGACAGUGCCUCCUGAGAACUGUGGAGAAAGUUUGGCAUCUCAGUGCAGUGUGCAGUUUCAAGCAUAUUAUCUUCCACGGCCUGGGGAUCAGCAGUACCAUUUUCGUUACGUGGAUCGGCAUGGUACUGUGAGAGGACACAGUGAAGCCUUUGUUUUUAGUGAGCCGUUACCUAUGGAGGAUAUGGUUACUUUGGAAGAUGAAGAAGCUUCUCUGGACAUGCUUUUAGUUAUUCCCAAAGCCACUUUCCUACAGAAUCAGUUGGAACUGUCCCAACAGGAGAAAAAUGAUCUGAUGAGGGUUAGGCUUCAACUGGAGGAAGAUGUGAGCACUCUGCAAAAAGCAGUCAAACAUCUUGAGGCCACAUUGGAAUCUUCAGAUAAGAAACAUGCAACUCUCAGCCAGCAAUACCAGGAUCUAACAGUGAAAGAACAGUCUGUGAGAGAGGAAAAAGAUAUUCUGAGCAAGAAGAACACAGAGCACCAUGAGCGAACUCUUCAAUUAGAAGGGGACAUCCAAAGUAUGAGACAGACGAUUCUGGAAAAAGACAAAGAGCAUAACAUGUUGAAAAUCAGAAAUUCAUGUUUAGAGUCUGAGAGGGAUAAGAUUAAGCUACUACUUACAGAAUCAGCAUCAGAGAAGGAUCACUACCAGCUGCAGGUGGAUACACUGCGUGAGAAGCUCCGCUGUACUCAGGAUAUACUUGCAUCAAGCCAGCAAAAGGUGAUGCUGCUUGGAGAGGAACUAGCAACAGUCUCCUCCAUACGGGAUCGCACAAUUUCUGACCUUCACAAAAGCCGCCUUGAAACUGCUGAUAUUUCUAUCAAAAUCUCUGACCUAAGCCUGAAGUUCAAGGAAGGGAUGGGCCAGUGGUGGCAAGAAAAAACUGCCCUGAACCACAGCAUGGAGGCAAAGAGGGAUCAGAUUGUUAAUUUGAGAGCAGAAAAACUAAGCUUGGAAAACAGCCUACAGGAUGAGAGGAGCCAGAGGCAAUUACUGCAGCGCAAGCUAAGCCAAGAACAGGAUGCCAGACAGGUACAGCUAUCAGAAAGCCGAAGAGAGUUAAGUGAGUUGAAAUCUGCUCUGAAAGUUGCCCAGAUAGAGAAGGAGCAGCUGAGAGAGGAGCGAAAGGAGUUGCUGCUGUAUGUACAUAGGCUUGAGGAGCGUCUAGACAAGCUAGCUGAUGACAAGUGGAAAGAAAACCAAAUGUUUGAGGAAGAAAAAACAGCAGGCUUAAGUCCUCCUAGCUCUCCAAUCAAUCUUCCAGAGUCAGAUGAUGAGACCACUGCUGAUAAGGGCAUGCUUCAAAAGCUUGGCUCUUACACACUAAACGAGGAACAGCAGUCCAUGGACUUACUAACUAUUGCACCUCAGAAGGUUGUAAUAAACCAGCCUGCACCAAUUGCAUGUCAACUACAACCACUGCCCGAGGACAGCAGCUCUGAUUCGUGGUAAAGCUGUUGACUCCCAUUUUAAUGAAAGACAAGCCAGCAGAGGCUGGAGGAAGAAUGACCUAAUGUGUAAAGGUUGAUUCUCUCUAAAGUCGAAGAAAGACGCACUUAAGAGACACGGUGACUUGCAUCACAGCUUACAGCGCUUUCACAUUGGAAUUUCAGUAGCUCAGACUUUUAGCAAUAUGGAAAACUUUUCAGUAUCUAAUGAGCGGCUUCUGAGUAAGCUUUGAAAAUUACAUAUGUCCUUGAAUUUUGGGCAAGUAUAGCAUCACUUCACCCAUCCGUUUUUUCUAUCUGUCUUGACCCAGUUUUAUAGCCUUAUGGUCUGGUUUGCAUCUACCAUCAUUGGCUAACUACAUUACUAUUGCUAGGGAUUUAUGUUAAUCCACUAACAACUAGCUAACCAUUUUUUUCUGCAGCUACCUGAUACUAUGACAUAGGCAUUUAUUUAGAUUCUGGGGGGUAUCAAUCAGCUAUAACCUGUGUAUUUACCAAUAGGACAACCUUAUACAUGAGCUUUCCGUCAGUGGUGUCUACCAACUGAGAACAUGGAGACUGUUUUGUUUAUAGGGUAAAUUUAUAUUACUUGAGUGUUUGCCUUCUAAUCAACAUCUGGGGUUAGCUUUCCUCUCAUUCUAAUCACACACAUACUAUGCAAACCCGCAUAUCAUUUGCAGUAUUUCAUUGUAUCUGAGUCAGUAAGACCACUAUUGUGAACAAACAGGCACUGAGCGCAAGCUGACACUUUUAAAGCACUUUCUGUUCUAGGAGCAAUACAAGUUCUCACUGGUUAAAAGAGAAAAUGUUACAUUUUCUUCUUAUUAUUAUUUCUUAUUAUUUUGCUGAGCGCAUUUUAUAAAUAUGGCCUGGCCUAGCUGUGUAAAACUGCGUCAACUUGCUGAGACAUAAAUAUGCUGGGGAACAUUAUAGCUCAUAAGUCAUUGAGAAAAUAUUAUUUGUAAAAAAAAACAAUUACAGGAUUUCACAUAAACAUUAUCCAGCUAUCAAUGCGAUUAACCAAUAUUAGAUACAAUGUUUACCUAAAAGUGAGACUUGACUAAACAUUUGUUUGGAAGCUGCUGUUUUUAGUGCAAAUUUUUUUUUUUUUUUUAAAAGCUCGGCAUUAUUAGAUAUAAUUUCAUUCUGGGAAACAAAUCCUUUGUAUAAUUGUUCUCCAUUACAUGAUGCAAACAAACGUACACUUGACGUUACAUUGUGAUAUAUCGCCUCUUUAUAAUUAUGACUUUCAUUGUUUUGAUUAACACAUAAGUAAAUAUGUCAUAAACAUUUUUACAGACUCUAUCUAAUCUAAGUAUGGCUGUCAGAUUUGCUGGCCACUGUAAUUAGCUGACCUUUAUCCAGUGCAAGAGAAAACGGAUUCUGUGCUGAUAGCCAGGAACUGACAACAGUAACUCCCUAAUAAAACCUCCCCCCCCCCCCCACAAAAAAAAAAAAAAGUUUUAGCAAAGAGAAGAAUAAACUGUUCUCAGAGAAUCUCUGCUAAAACACUUAGGUCUACUCCACUGGAGAUUUAUGUGCUGCCAUUGAAGAGACUUAUGAAGAUGGAUUUUCUAGGCAAAGGCCCCACAUAAAUCUCAUAUUUACAUGUACAAUAGCUCAAUUGUUUUCUUUACCAAAGUAAACAUUGCACUUUACAGUAAAAACACAAACAGACUUCUUAACUGCCAUGAGAAAAUGUUAUUUGUGUAUUUUGUCUCCAUUUGGGCAUUUUCUUAUUUCCAUCUGUUUCAAAAUAUAAUGGUUUAGUGCAAAAAAAAAAGUUAUGACAGACUUUUACACACAUACUGCACAGUGUGAGAGUGGUCUGAAAACAAUCCUGUCACAGCGUUUACAACCCUGUGUGUUACAAGUGAUGUGUGCAGAAGCUUAGCUUGCUGGCUAUUUUAUUAAAAGGUAGCAGUGUUACCUGUGCAACAAAUAAUCACAUGGCUGACAGCUAUUUAUAUCAUGUAGCAUGUAGAUAUUAACCACGGAGGUGCCAGCAAGGCCGGCUCAAGAUAUUGUGCUGCCUGUGUCCGAGAAUGUAAUUACGCCCCCUCCCCAGUAGUAACAUUACUGAAUAGCAAAUCAACCUACUAGGCAUGGACGUUGACUUUACUAAGCCUGCCUGUUUAUCUGCAUGCAACUGAUGCUAAUGCAAAAUUACAAAGUAAGUGGUCAGGAAGUUAGGUAAGGGAUGCACUUGUCCCACUUUAAAUGUUGCCUCUGAUCAGUACUGUGUCUUUGUGCAUGAUGAGGUUAUGCUGCUGGGAGCCUGUUACUUCCCCCAUGGAGACAGAGGACAGGAUUGGUCUUGAUCUGACAGUGACUGACUCAGUCACUGAUGUGCUGCCCCUUAUCAAGUGCUGCCUGGGUCCAUUGGACCAACUUGGUCCUAUGGUUGAGCCUGCCCUGGGUGCCAGAUAUAUUUAUUGCUAGCAGGUUACCUAGAUGGUGUAAUGUAGUUUUUCUACUGAUUUGCAGUCACUGUGUGCAGUAGACGGAGUCUUACAGUAACACAUUCUGGUAAACAUGCGUCUAAAACUAGCAAGCUAUAAAAAGUCUAAUAAUGGCUGUACGCAAGUAUAGUUGUUACGUUACAGCAUUCCCUCACAUACAUUGCAUUACAAUUAUUUUAUUCACACUGUUAAGCUGUUGUUUUUCAUCCAGUUACAGGGAGGAUUUGUCUUUAAUUGCCGUUUUAUGAUGUACUCCUGUGGCGCACAAUGCUUAAAUGGGAUCAAUCAGAACAUUUAUUUUCAAGAAGAAUAUAUGAUACUGGGGGAGGGACCUCGGAUUUAAAGGGAUAUAAAACCAAAGCAUUUUCUGUCAUGCAAAUAAAAGUGCAGCAAGUAAAACAUUUUUUUGUUUUGUUUUUGCAUGAAAAUUGAUUAAGUUACAGGGACAUGAAACCCAUUUUUUUAUUUCAUUAUUCAGAUUUAGAAAACAUUUUUACAAUUUACUUCUGCUAUCAGUUUUCUUUUAUUCUCUUGGUAUAAUUUGAAGGAGCAGCAAUUAAUUGCUGGGAGCUAGCUUAACACAUUGGUAAACCAAUGACAAGCUGCUAAUAUAUGCAGCCACUAAUCAGCAGCUAGUUCCCAGCUACUGAGCUUACCUAGCCAUACUAUUUUACAAAGGAUACCAAGAAAACAAAGUGAAUUAGAUAAUAGAAGUAAAUUGAAAAGUUGUUUAAAAUUGUGUGUUCUGUCUGAAUCAUGAAAGAAAAAUUUAUGGUUUCAUGUCGCUUUAAAGCAGUUUAAGUUGAUAAUGAAAUUAACACAGAGUACAUGGUCAUGCACAACUAAUUGCAAGACAGUAGUUACAAGCUACAUGAAAACAAAGUUGUCCAAUUCAAAUAGGAAUAUCUCAUUUUAAAACUAUAUAGUUAUGUUUAACCUUUUUUAAAUUUGUCAUAUGAAAUACAACACUCAUGUCUCUUUAACCCUUUCACUGCUAAGCCUUCCCCCCCCCCCUCCAGUGCUGAGCCAAUAUUUAGCUUUUUUUGCUACCAACAUUAAACCCUAUUGUAAGUCAAAUUUUAGUGAGUGACCCACACAAAUUAUAUAUUGUUUUUUUCAGCAGGUCCAGCAUAUUCACAAUAUACCAUUAUUACAUUUAUAAUUAAUGGCAUAUGUGUUAGCUGCUGAAUAUGGCCAAGUGACCAGUGCUGUUACUUUGAUCACCUUCCUAAUUUGUCAUCUGAAUAUACAGACAAAAUUCAUAUAUUUUUUGAGAGAGUGACUUGUCUACUAGAACAUUAACUUUAUCAGAUAAUGACCCAUUCCAAAGUAAAUCCCCAUGUGUUUUUCUACUUUAUUUUUAAAAGACCACCAUCAAAGAGCAAGCGAUUCUAUAUCAAAUGAGAGGUCUUGGAGAUUUGUAGCUGCUAUGGGAGCUAAGAUCUAGGGGUUUGAAUAAUCUCCCUCAUCUAACUACCUUGCAGCUACACUGAGCCUCCUGGUUCAUCACAUGCAUAUGUGGUGACAUCACAGGCACUCCCAUGAAGCCUGGGAGUUCCUUCUACUAGGCCGCUAACGAUCCCCGGCCUGUAGUGCGGAGGAUCACCGAAAACUGCGUUGAUCAGUGAUCUUCCUGCAUCACGAAAAGGGCUCAUCAUGCACACACACUCCGCGAUGUGCAUGGUGACUAUAGUUCGUCAUGCGCAUAGAAGGGGCUAAAAUGAAUAGCAAAUAUAUAAAUAAAACACACAUGCACACACACUUUAUACUACUAUUCUGUAUAUUAUAUCAUAUAACAUAGUGUUUCUUAUUCCAUGUUUAUUUGGUUGCAUCUUAAUCUCAUACAGAUUUGCAAACUAAUAUGUUUGUAUUAUUUUGUAGGUGCUAGAGGAAGUUAGCAUGUAUGUCAUAAUAAUUUAGUGCUCAGUUAUGAUAUCUCAUGAAAGGAGUUUUAGGGACUAGUAUGCACCUAGCUUAGCAUUCAAAUAUUUUAUAUAUAUAUAUAUAAUUCAGCAGAAAACUGCUAUUAAAGUUUAAGGUUGUUGUCUUUUAUUAUUAUUAUUAUUAUUACUAUUGUUUGAUUUAAAUUUUUAAUAAAAUACAACCUAUCUCUUC